GUAGGCAGUCCCUCCCUCGGACAGAUCCAAGUCAAUUUCUCCAUUCCCAAGCCAGCCAAGGAAUCCCGCGUCGGGAUCGGCCAGGGCGGCUUAAGCGGCUGGGCUCCUAGAUUCAUCCGAGGUGGGGAAUGGGGGAGGGGAUCAACGGCGACGCCUGCCUCGCCGCCGCGCCGUACGACCACUGGGUUCUGCUCGGCCCCGCCGGGGGGUCACCGCGCCCGUCCGCGCGAUAUAAGCAUGCUGCGCAAGUGGUUCAAGAUAAACUGUAUGUGGUGGGAGGAAGUCGCAAUGGCCGCUCUCUGUCAGAUGUCCAGGUUUUUGAUUUUAGGACAUUCACGUGGUCAGCGUUAAAUCCUACUAGGGACUCAAAUCAGCUGAAUCUUGAAAAUAAUGCCACAGGUGGAUCAUUCCCAGCAUUAGCAGGCCACAGUUUGGUCAAGUGGAAAAACAAUCUUGUGGUUGUAGCUGGAAACACAAGGUCAUUGUCAUCAUCAAAUAAGGUUUCAGUCUGGCUUAUUGAUGUGGAAACCAAUAGCUGGUCUGCUGUUGAUACUUAUGGAAAAGUCCCAACAGCUCGAGGCGGUCAAUCUGUAUCCCUACUUGGUUCUCGGUUACUAAUGUUUGGUGGAGAGGAUAACAAGAGAAGGCUACUGAAUGAUCUUCAUAUACUUGACUUGGAGACAAUGAUGUGGGAAGAAGUGAAAACAGAGAAAGGUGGUCCGGCUCCUAGGUACGAUCAUUCAGCUGCUGUUUAUGCUGACCAGUAUCUUCUGAUCUUUGGUGGCUCUUCACACUCUACUUGCUUCAGUGAUCUUUACCUACUUGACUUGCAAACUCUGGAGUGGUCUCAACCUGACACCCAAGGUGCACAUAUAGCUCCUAGAAGCGGCCAUGCUGGUACUAUGAUUGAUGAAAACUGGUACAUUGUUGGUGGUGGAGAUAAUGCAAGUGGUUCCACUGAUACAAUUGUAAUGAAUGCUUCCAAGUUUGUCUGGUCAGUGGUCACCAGUGUCUCUUCUCGAGAUCCACUAGCUUGCGAGGGUCUCACCCUUUGCUCAACCACAGUUGAUGGAGAAAAAUUUCUAAUCGCCUUUGGUGGUUACAAUGGGAAAUAUAGCAACGAGAUCUUUGUUUUGAAACUCAAAGCAAGAAAUUUAGUUCAACCUCGUCUUCUCCAGUCACCAGCUGCAGCCGCUGCCGCAGCUUCUGUAACAGCUGCAUAUGCUGUAAUUACUGCUACAGAUGAGAAAACCAGAGAUAUUGUUGCUACAGAUGAUUUUGACAUCAAGAAAGCUCAACCUGCAAGUUCUUCAAAAAAGUUUGUCGCUGAAAUUGAUUUGGUUAAUGGAGAGAAAGAUAAACUAGAGUCUAGAUUGGCAGAAGUUCGUGAUGAGAACUCAAAACUAAAGGAUAAACUAGACCUGGCAAACUUGUCAUACGGUGAACUAGCAAAGGAACUUGAAUCAGUUCAAAAUCAACUAGCAGCAGAGGGUUCAAGAUGUCAGAAACUUGAGUCCCAAAUUGCUGCUGCACGUAAGAGAUUGGAAUCUGCUGGUUCUUUGGAGAAUGAGCUGGAAGUACUGCGGCAACAAAUAUCUCAGGUGGAACAAACCAUGGCAAGUACUCAGAGACAAAAAUCUGGGGGCGUUUGGAAGUGGGUGGCAGGAAGUGCAGAGGUUGACAAGCAGCUUGGGAACAGGAAAUGAGAGCAGAGGAUCUGCUACAGUUUUGAGACAGCUUGUCUGUUGCCAGUUACCGGGUGCUUCCUCAAGUUCUUGCUUGCGGUUGAUCUUGAAAAGAUAUCUCCCAAAAUAAUCUUUUGGAUCUUCUUAAGUGGUGGCACCUGGAAGAAAAUUUUCGGUAGGCAGGCUUAGACAUUCGACAGUAAGAGCAUAACAGCAUACCAAAGAUUGGGAUUGUAUCACAUUGAAUUUGUGGCGUUAGUUAUUAGCUACCUCUUCGUUUUUGUCAUCUCAUACCCUUUUUCUUUUUGGGCUGACGGUCAGGACAAAUGAAACAUUACAAAGGUGUCCAUUGGCUGUGACGGCUGGGAAGAAAGAUAAUUUUAUGUAUACCGCGUAAAUUUAUAAAUAUCUAUCU
Messenger RNA from Panicum hallii, 2100 nucleotides. Its product is annotated as acyl-CoA-binding domain-containing protein 4. The transcript is spliced from 14 exons. The record is from RefSeq and is a predicted model, not a curated record. Gene Ontology annotation, molecular function: protein binding. Lineage: Eukaryota; Viridiplantae; Streptophyta; Magnoliopsida; Poales; Poaceae. Bases 129 to 1706 code for a protein of 525 amino acids.